Paramecium sonneborni is the source of this 462-nucleotide messenger RNA. The record is from the annotation of a GenBank genome assembly. Lineage: Eukaryota; Ciliophora; Oligohymenophorea; Peniculida; Parameciidae.
AUGAAUCUUGAUCAAUUUUAAUCCACAGAAGAAGAUUGGCCUUAAUAAUCUUGGAAUGAGAAUGAAGAUCUUGAUUUUUCAUCACCUCCUAUAAUGUUUGGUCGUUAAAGCCAUAAAAUUAAAGAUGAUAAUGACAUUAACAAUCAAGAUUAUUAUAUUUAGAUAUAAUAGAGAGAAGAAGAACCCUCAGAAGAUUAAGAAUUGAAUAAAUUUUUAGAAAAUUCUUCUAUUCCAUUAAGAAAAAAAAAGAUUAGAAAAAGUAAAAAAAUUAAGAGUACCACAAUUAAUAAUUUGUAUCAAGACUUUUUUUCAAGAAUUAUAGAUAAUACAGAAUCAUAAUAAGAAAUCUUAUAUAAAUUAUAAUAAUGCUAAAAAAUGAAAGUCCUUAUAGAUGGAUUAGAAAGAACUUUGAUGAAUGUUAAACAGUUGUUGCUUCUCAAAGUGAAAACUCAUAUUUAUUGA